AUGCAAUACCCUGUCAUCAAGUCCUACUAUGACAAGCUCAAGAAGGGUUCUAUAGAAGCAGAUGUUGAUUCCCUGUGGAUCAACAUUUUGGGGCUCUUCUUCACAGUCCCAAGGAAUUAUGGCUUGGAGCAGGAAACGAGACCCUUGACUGGUAUCAAAAAACGAGCCGAUAUCAGUAUCAGAUACGUCAGGAACGGGAUGCUCAAGAAAGUCAUUCUCAUUGAGGACAAGCGUGUUGAAUUUGAGUCUCAGAGUUCCAAGUGGGCCGAAGCUGUCGAGCAGGCAACAUUUUAUCUGGCGCUUGUGCGCAAGGAACAAAAGAACGAAAAAACUCUCUACGCCAUUGCCACCGUUGGGCAUUAUUCGCGAUUCUACUUCAUGGAACCCGAGGACGAAAAAUUGAGAGACUAUCCUGGCACCAACGGAAGAUACUACGAAUUCAAGGACGACGAAGCCGAGAUCGAAGCCCUUCUGAACGAACUCGUUGCGAAGACCUCCUGA
This is a messenger RNA of Letharia columbiana, 501 nucleotides long. RefSeq lists its product as uncharacterized. NCBI's taxonomy places the organism in Eukaryota, Fungi, Ascomycota, Lecanoromycetes, Lecanorales, Parmeliaceae. Bases 1 to 501 code for a protein of 166 amino acids. The record is from RefSeq and is a predicted model, not a curated record. The transcript has a single exon.